Messenger RNA from Arachis ipaensis, 1398 nucleotides. NCBI's taxonomy places the organism in Eukaryota, Viridiplantae, Streptophyta, Magnoliopsida, Fabales, Fabaceae. The record is from RefSeq and is a predicted model, not a curated record.
AUGGCUGAAGUUUUGCAGGAUGACGUGAAGUACGAUUCGUUAGUAAUAGGUAGUGAUGAAGAUUUGGAAGUUCUAUUCCAUUGUCGCCGGCAGUUCCCCGAGGUGAGGACCCCUGAGUUGUUGGCCAAGCUUGUGGAUGUGGUUUCCAGCUCAGGCGGUUCGAACCAGAAUUCCCAACCCGUUCCAACGGCCGCCUGUUCCACUUCGAGGCCAAGUGGUGCCUCGUCAUCGAUGCAUGCGAUUGCACCUGAGGCAAUGUUGGUUGCAUCCCCAUCCUUUGCAGCAGAUCUAAACCGCAGUGGUGACGGAGAAGUAGGUAUUGUUGAUACGAAACCACUUUCAUUGCAUGGUUUCGCAUCGGAUGGUGUAGAUGAUGUAUUGCGGGAUGAUGAUGAGGAUGACGAUGUGGAGCUGGACAUGAUUGCUGAUGAGAGUGGCGAAGAUAUAGUAGGGAGCAAUCCAGUUGGGGGUGCUGGAGGAUCUAGUUCAGGAACGCAGCAGUACCCUCCUCACUUUUCCACCUUGGACUUGGAUGCCAUGAGACAGCAGGCGAUAAGUCUUCGGCAGCGCAAAGGGAUUUGGGAGGUGAAAUGGUACAAUGGCCCUCAAACUUGUCUAGCCACCUCGAUAUCGAGUGACCACAGGAGUCUCGACUAUCAUGUGAUCUCGGCAUUCAUAAUGCCGAUGGUUAGAGCUGAUGCUGCCGUGUGUAUCAAGGUACUCCUGAAUGCGACAAAGGCACAUUUCAGUUUUAGACCGACUUAUAGGAGGGUUUGGAUGGCGAAGCAGAAGGUAGUGGCACAGAUCUAUGGAGACUGGGAUGAGUCAUACAGCGAGUUGCCACGAUGGGUUCUAGGUGUGCAGGUGACGAUGCCGGGUAGUGUUGCAAUGCUGAGGAUGAGUCCUGUGCGUGUGGGUGGGCAUGUGGAUGAAGCACAUGCGUACUUCCACCGUCUUUUUUGGACAUUCCCACCAUGUAUUGAGGCUUUCCGGCAUUGUAAGCCGUUGGUUAGCAUCAAUAGUACCCACUUGUACGGGAAAUACGGGGGGACAUUGCUCGUUGCAAUUGUUAAGGACGAAAAUUCCAACAUCCUACCUGUUGCAUUCGCACUUGUGGAGGGUGAGAAUGCUGAGUCAUGGUCCUUUUUCCUCUCCCACCUCCACCAGCACGUCACUCUGCAGCCGGGCAUCUUAGUGAUAUCGGAUCGGCACAAUGACAUAAAGGCUGCAUUGGAGGGCAAGGAUGCACGGAGGCUUAUGGUGAACGCGGCUUAUGCCAAGAUCGAAGUGGAGUUCGACUACUGGUUUGAUAUCCUCCGUUCUGAAGACCCUGCCAUGUGUGAUUGGGCUAACAGGAUUGACUAUACACUAUGGACACAACAUCGGGACGAGGGAUAG